AUGCAUUUAAUAUUUCUGGUUAUACAACAAAUCUAUUCUUCUAAAAACAUCUUCAAUGAAUACGCAUCAGAUAUAAAUCAGGAAGAGAGUAGCAUUAUUGCAAUCAAACAAGGCAAUGACUUCAUUGCAUGUCCAUUCCCAUUCACCAAAGUGGUUGUAUCUCCAAGUCUAACAUCAAGUGAUGUGUUUGAAUACAGUUCCAUUGAGAAGCUAACUGCUGAUAAUAUUGAGACACAGGUGAGAAAUAGCGCAGAAUUCAAGAGAUUGAACAGAUUAACCAACCCAGAUGAUUUCACCACUGAUUUGGAUAAGCCAUUUUAUAGGGAAACAAUCAGUAAAAUAGAAAUAGACAAAAAGAGUGCUGGACAAUCUGCCCCAUUGGUUGAUUUGAUAAUCACCAGACUGUCUGAAGCACAGUUCGAUCCGAGUGAGAAUAAGCCAACUCGAUUUGAUACAUCCAAAUUCAAGAUCAGUGACAAAAUGGUGCUCUCAGUUGAUAAGAUCCAUAAGAAGCUGAACGACUCCAUCAAAUUUGAUAAAAAUGUCUUCUACGCCUACUGCGAAGCAUUGGAUAGCAAGGAAAUGAAAUCAAGAAUCACGCCACUCUUUAUUGUCAAAAUAAAAGAUACGACACUGAGAUUCGAACCACUGAGUCUGAGUAAAAGGAGUCGAUCUGUGACGCCACCGUUGUCGAAUAACAUGCACCUGACUGUGUUGGUGAUGACACUGCUUGUUUUGAUCAUCUCUCUGGCUGUGCUUGUGAUUGGAGUGAUACACACAUUCAGGAACAUACAGAAAUGUGAACGGGUUGAAGAAAGGCCCGUUGAAGAAAGAACUAUUAUAGAACGGACUAUUAUAGAACCAAAUCAACCGGAUCAGUCAAAUCAACAGACUGAACCAAAUCAACAAAGUGAACCAGUUGAGUCAGACACCCCAUCAAAUUGA
Enterospora canceri is the source of this 945-nucleotide messenger RNA. The record is from the annotation of a GenBank genome assembly. Lineage: Eukaryota; Fungi; Microsporidia; Enterocytozoonidae.